Molecule: messenger RNA, 2056 nt
Organism: Menidia menidia (Atlantic silverside)
Lineage: Eukaryota; Metazoa; Chordata; Actinopteri; Atheriniformes; Atherinopsidae
Source: the annotation of a GenBank genome assembly
AAAAAGAAGAAGAAGAAAAAGAACUAGCGGAAAAAACGCUUCUGGACUGUCGCCGCGUCGGAUAAUUCGUUCACAUUAACUCACCGCGAAAAAAGCUGACAGUUAGGGUCUGUCUCCAGUAUUACGAAACGGCAUUCGCUGUCAAUAAUGUCUAUGAGUCUAUUGUUUACAUGUUGAAGCCUCUCUUGUAACGCUGAUAAUGCUGAAUAUGAAGCUACCGAUGAAAACGGGCGAGGACGGAGGGAACCAAGCGGCGGGGGACGAGUCCCUGGACCCGCCGGAGUCCCGGCCAGCGCCCGGGGCGGCGUCCCCCUUAUCGGGGGACGAUGGGCGGCAGGAGUCAUCCAGAUCUCGUGUGUUUGCGUCACAGCUGGAGAAGGAGAGUGUGUUUGAGUGGUUCGGCCUGCAUCUAAACCCUGCUAAGCGGAUUGAGUUCAUGUGCGGGCUACUACAUAUGUGCCAACCCUUGGAGCUCCGUUUUUUUGGAUCUUAUUUAGAGGAUCUUGCUAGAAAGGACUAUUAUGUUUUACGGGAUUUUGAGUGUCGAGCGAACAACCCGAACGAGCUGGGGGUCUUAACGGACGUGGUUGACCCGGUGGUUCGGUCCAAACUCCUGGUCUGCCUGUCCCUCCUCGGCUCUGACAGCAGGGAAUGUGCUGGAAUACUCUCUCGGAUAUUGAGCAGCGUAGAUCUGGCUUUGUUCUACAGAAACUACGACUACCCCCUUCCUCCGUUCAGGGACCAGCACCCCGCUCUCUACCCUCCGUGUCAGGACGUGAACGUGUUCGGGCGGCCGGAGCAGGGCGAGCCGGCGGCGGGAGCCCUGGAGCAGCUGGCGCUGCUCUUCACUAUGGCCUCGCUGCACCCAGCUUUCCACUUCCACCAGCGGGAAGUUGUUCUGGAGCAACUUGACAAGAUAGAGCUGGUCUUGGAGGAAGACAGACGGCAGAGGCAACUUAGGAAAAACGCCCAGGUUAAGGAGCUGAAGGGACAGCAGGGGGCCUACCGGCCCUCCUCAGCAGCCGGUUUGGGAGAGUACGCGUCCACACACCCUCCUGUGCAGAGCCGGCGCUCCAGCCGCUGGGCCACGCAGAGAGAAGCAGUUCAUAUUGAGGGAAUUGUACUCAGGGGGAUUUCUUGGACUGGAGCAGACAAGGAAUACAACUUUGAGGUGAAGUGGUCAGACUCUUCAUCCAGCCACGUGACCAAAACCCACCACGAACUGGAGAACUUUCUUCUGAAGCUUCCCAAGGAUCAGUGCACGGAGUCUUUUGAGAGAAGCAUCCUUAAACUUCUGAACCAAGGGGACCAGCUUGAGAGCAAGGAGGUGGAGAAGAACCUGAGAGAACAGUUCCUGUCAGCUCCUCCGCUUUUCAGACAGACCAGAAAGGUGUGCAGCUUCUUCACCUGUGAUUCCAGUUACCCCUCCAAAGCUGCCUGCUGUAGAUGCAACUGCCAGCCAGGGAUGGCCUACCAACGGGACUGCUCCGAUGCCUCCAGUCAGGACGAAGAGUCCUAUGUUCAGGGACACAAGAAAAAGCACGGGUCCAAGAGUCCAUGUCAGCUUUUGCCUAAUGCCAAAGGCCUUCAGGGGGACCCACAGAGGAGGGGGGGCCAUGCUGCAGAGCCCAAUGGUCCUGCAGACAGACGGAAGAAAGGCUGCAUUCUGCGGAGCGGCCAGGAGGCUGACCAGCAGCUGGACUCAGAGAAAAGAAGUCACAAGGUUUCUAAGAUGAAGAGCAGAGUCCUGCCCACAGACAGGGACAAAGAGAGUGUGCAAAUGAAGGGAGUAGCUGUCAUUACAAAUGGAGGUCUGGUACCGACCCUGCCCCCCCACAGGAAGGGGGGGGGCUCUGGUCCUGACACCUGUGGGGAGACCUCCUCAGAGUGCUACAGCUCUCCAUCCAGCCCCCAGCACAGAGGCCCAGAGAGCCUGGACAGUGAGGAUGACCCGCACAAAGGAUGGGGUCAGACAGAAGGCAUCGAGGAGGAGCACAGCAUAAGGCAGGAGGGUCAAAUUCAGUUAGAGGUGUUCAAACUAGCAGCAGCAGAGUAG